AUGGGUUUAGGGAUUAGGGUUGAAGUACUUCACAAGGAAAAAAUUCCACCUUCCUCUCCAACUCCCCAACACCUCAAAACUACAAACCUCUCUGUCUUUGAUCAGCUUAUUCCAGAUGUUUAUGUCCCAAUACUUCUCUUCUAUCCCAACAAUACUAAUAGUGACCAUGAUAUUGAUGAAAUAUGUGAGCUUCUAAAAACAUCAUUAUCUGAAACCCUCACUCACUUCUAUCCCUUUGCAGGAAAGUACCAAUGCAAUGAUUCAAUCCGUUGCAAUGACCACGGGGCUGCAUUUCUUGAGGCCCAAGUCAACUGGCCCAUGUCAAAGAUUUUGGAGAAACCAGAUUUUGGGAUGCUAAAACAAUUGCUUCCAGCUGAUAUGGGAUCCAGACUAGCAGACCCAAGCUAUCUUGUACAAGUCCAGGCCAACUUCUUCGAAUGUGGUGGAAUGGCAAUCGGAGUCUGCAUUAGUCAUAAGGUUGCUGAUGCGUCUACGAUCAGCAAAUUCAUUACUAGCUGGGCUGCAGCUUCCCUGGGCUCAGUCAGUACUACUGAUCAAGUAGUAAUUCCUGCAGCAGAUUUUGGUGCUGCAGCUUCUCUUCUCCCACCACUAGGUUUUCUCAACUCACCUCUACCCACAGUGGAAUUUGCUAAAGAAAAGUGGACAACAAGAAGAAUUGUGUUUGAUGCCUCAAAGAUUGCUGCUCUCAAGUGUAAAGCUGCCACCGCCAUCCUGCCAAAGCCUACACGUGUUGAAGUAUUGUCCGCGCUCAUUUGGAAGUGUGCCACUGAAUCAUCACGAUCCAAAUUGGGUUCUAUAAGGCCAUCAGCGUGGCUUCCAUUCGUGAACAUGCGGAAAGUAUUGGUGCAGCCCUUAGCAGAAAAAUUUGAGGGGAAUUUUUUCGGCGUCUUCGCAGCAAAAACCGAAGUAAGUGAAGAUGAUAAUGAUGAAGAUGUUCAAAGGUUGGCUGCUAAACUCAGAAAAGGCAUUGAGGAGUUUAAAGUGAGAUAUUCUAAUGGUGUUAGCGGGGAUGAUCCAUGUGAAUUCUUCCAAGAGUUUGGGAGCCUCAUGGAUGGGAGUGAUGGGGACGCCUACAGUUGCAGCAGUUGGUGCAGGUUUCCUUUCUACACAGUCGAUUUCGGAUGGGGAAAGCCAUUGUGGGUGACUCAGUGUAUGGAAUUCAAGAAUAUGAUUGUGUUGACAGAUACAAGAGAUGGGGAUGGCGUAGAAGCGUCCUUGACUUUGAAUGAAGAAGUCAUGGCUAUAUUUGAAAGCAAUAAGGAACUGCUUGCAUAUGCUUCUCUGAAUCCGUCUGUCAUUUAAUUAGUACCAAAAAGGAAAAUUAAAUAACAAAAGGCCUCCUCCUUGUGAUUCUUAGAUGAACAUUAUUGCUGGAGC
Prunus mume (Japanese apricot) is the source of this 1398-nucleotide messenger RNA. Lineage: Eukaryota; Viridiplantae; Streptophyta; Magnoliopsida; Rosales; Rosaceae. The record is from RefSeq and is a predicted model, not a curated record.